AUGGUUCCUCCCUCUCCCCUUCAAACUUUCCCCGAAGUUUCUCGACCUCCCCAAGGAGUUGCGCUGCGAAUCCUCGAGGUAGUCCGACGUAGGAUCGAGAGAUAUGAUCAAGCCGCUGUUCAAACUUCAGACACAGAAAGCAAUGUCGAAGCUGCUAAAAUCCGUAGACAGUUGAAGCCUCUUGCUGAGACUUGGGAAAGAUAUCGAAGGCUUCUCCAGUCAAUCGAAGAUCUCAAAUCACACUAUGCCAAUGAAAACGAUCCUGAACUUCGGUCUAUGCUUUUGGAAGAACAAACCGAUCUCAUUUCUCAACUCGAUACCAUCGUAACCGAUGAUUUACCCGGUUUACUACUCCCUCCUCAUCCAGCGGCAGAACUACCAGUGAUCAUAUCCAUCAACGCCGGAGUAGGUGGAUCAGAAGCAGCCUUGUUCGUACAAGAUCUAUCGAGGAUGUAUCAACGCUACGCCGAAGAAAAGGGAUGGAAAGGAGAGAUCUUGAGUCAGACAGAAGGUGCAGGAGCUAAAGGUGGUGGUGGGUUGAGAGAAUGUACUAUCAAAUUUGAGAAACCACUAUUUUUAGAAGAACAAGAGGUUUAUGGUAGAUUGAAAUGGGAAAGUGGAGUUCAUAGAGUUCAAAGAGUACCUUUGACGGAGACUCAAGGAAGGGUACAUACAAGUACCGCGGCUGUAGUAAUACUCCCCAUCUAUCCUGAUCUACCCGAUGCACCACUAGUAGAUCCGAAAGACGUAAAGACAGAAGUCAUGAGAUCUAGAGGUGCAGGUGGUCAACAUGUCAACAAGACUGAAUCUGCCGUUCGUCUAACUCACCUUCCAACGGGUAUCACCGUCUCUAUGCAAGAUUCGAGAUCACAACAUCAGAACCGCGCAUGGGCAUGGGAAAUCCUUCGAGCUCGAUUGAGUGAGCGCAAGCACGCCGAAGAGGUAGAAGCUCGUCGUUCAACCCGUCGAAGUCAAGUGAAAAGUUCGGGGAGAAGCGAUAAGAUCCGCACUUAUAAUUUUCCACAGGACCGAGUGACAGACCAUCGUAUUGGCCUCAGUCUGACCGGCAUCCAAAACGUUCUCGAUGGACCAGGUUUGGAUUUACUCUUGGACGCAUUGGAUACCGACUUGCAACACCGAAGAUUGCAAUCUCUAUUAGAGGACGAUGAAGAUAUAGAAGAAUGA
Messenger RNA from Tremella mesenterica DSM 1558, 1185 nucleotides. RefSeq lists its product as uncharacterized. NCBI's taxonomy places the organism in Eukaryota, Fungi, Basidiomycota, Tremellomycetes, Tremellales, Tremellaceae. Bases 1 to 1185 code for a protein of 394 amino acids. Gene Ontology annotation, molecular function: translation release factor activity. Gene Ontology annotation, biological process: translational termination. The transcript has 6 exons. The record is from RefSeq and is a predicted model, not a curated record.